Molecule: messenger RNA, 1492 nt
Organism: Xenopus laevis (African clawed frog)
Lineage: Eukaryota; Metazoa; Chordata; Amphibia; Anura; Pipidae
Gene: bfsp2.S
Product: beaded filament structural protein 2 S homeolog
Exons: 7
Coding region: 147-1355 (402 amino acids)
Source: RefSeq, a predicted model, not a curated record
UUUUCCUGCAAACUAAGACCAUGAGUGCUUGUAACUUUCUUCUUGUACAUUGAAUAGGAAGCUGCCGAAACUUCCACUACCAAGCACCAGAUUUGUUUGGAAUAGUUUGUCUGUGACCAGAAACUGCAGCGGAAUCCACUAGCAUCAUGCCUUUACCAAGGCGUAGAUCUUCCAUCUUGGGGCAACAGCACAACUACCCCUCUGCAGAACACUCAGGUGCAACCCACCGUAGAGUCAACAUUAGCAGUGCAAGCAAUGUGCCCAGGAAUCCUGGAGUAUCCGUAGGCAGUGCUCUAAGUAGUGGAUUUAGUAGCCUUGGUACACGUGUGUCUCGACGGGCCUUGGGUAUCAGCAGUGUUUUCAUGCAAGGACUGCGCAGCUCAGCACCUACUGUUCCAGCAGCUCAAGUUCUGGAUAAAGGAAGGGUCCCAACUUUUGAGUCUCUGAAUAGCUGCCUUAUGGAGUACAUAGACAAAGUGAGAGCUUUAGAGCAGAUGAACAGAGAGCUGGAGGAUCAUAUAAGUGUCUAUCUGGACAAGAAGUCUUCGACGGUCAGCAGCUGGGGGUCUCUCAGGGAUAAAUGGCAAAAUAUCUACCAUCAAGUAGGGGAUGCUGUCCUGGAUAAUGCACGGCUGAUGCUUCAAACAGAAAAUUUACAAGCAUGUGCUGAAGACUUCAAAGAAAGGUAUGAGAAUGAGCAGUCAUUUCGAAAGGCAGUUCAGGAGGCGAUCCGUUCUUUGUACAAAGUGAUUGAUGAUGCAAACCUGACCAAAAAGGAUCUAGAAAGUCAGAUCGAAAACAUGAAGGAAGAGUUGACUUUGUUGUCGAAGAAUCAUGAGGAGGAUGUAAAGAUGCUGUAUAAACAGUUGGCUGGAUUUCAGCUAGAAGAAAUGGAUGUGUCAAUUGGGACUGGACUUGAUGGCAUUCUGGAAAUUAUUAGGACUCACUGGGAGAACGACAUCGAGAAAAAUAGAGCUGAGACAGGUGCCCUUCUGCAAACAAAAAUAGCUGCACUGCCAGCUGCACAAGGUGAUGAGGAGGAAUUGGCAGAAAAUCUAAAGGAAGAGUUUCAUGACACAACGUGCAAAAUCCAGAGCUUGCAGGCAGAGACAGAAUCAUUAAGGACAUUGAAAAGGGGCCUGGAAAAUGCUCUGCACGAUGCUAAGCAUUGGCAUGACAUUGAACUACAAAACUUAAGUUGUGUGAUUACCAAGCUGGAAGCAGAGUUAGAGGAGAUCAAAAUGGAGACUGAGCAUCAGAAGAGGGAUAGAGAGCAGCUGAUGACCAGCAAGAAGCACCUGGAAAAGGAUAUAGUGACCUACCAUGCUAUCCUGGAUGGAGAAGAAAAAAGAUGAAUUUCAAGAAGCAAUCAACUGAAAUGCUGAGCCUGAUGCUAAAUGAUUAGUUAAUAAAAAAUGUUCCAGUAGGAGGUGUUUGGUUUAGUGAUUUACCACAUCUGGGGGAAACCACAGUGAUUUUUAUUUUGUUUGUA